Molecule: messenger RNA, 1176 nt
Organism: Bipolaris maydis ATCC 48331
Lineage: Eukaryota; Fungi; Ascomycota; Dothideomycetes; Pleosporales; Pleosporaceae
Source: RefSeq, a predicted model, not a curated record
AUGUCAACGCAGUUGCAGAACUGGGUCAGUAACCCAGCGGAGACUCAUGGCCCGCUCAUGAGCAUCACUGUGUGGUCGCUCUGCGGGGUCGCCGGGUUUUUUCUCGCACUUCGGCUGGCGAUUCAAAAAAACCAAGGCAAGUUGUGGUACGACAGCUUAAUCCUUACUGUCAGCUGGUUAUUCUUGCUAUGUCAAGCCAUCCUCAAUCAGUUGAGUGUAAAUCUAGGUUUUGGAAAACACUCGCUUGAUAUUGACUUCAGCCAUUUCGAGACCAUCACUUAUCUUGGCGCAACCGGCCUUACCGUCUCCACAACUGCCAUCACCCUCAGCAAGAUAUCGUUCGGAGUGACACUAUUUCGUUUGACUGAAGGAUGGAUCAAGGCGUAUGUGUGCUUUGCCAUGACUACCCUCGUCAUCUUCGCCAUACCGACCUGCAUCCUUCCUUGGGUCCUUUGCAAGCCGUUGACAAAGACCUUUGUGGACAUCAUACCGGGCACAUGUAUGGAUAAGCAUCCGUCUGUCAUCUAUGGACGAUUUCAAGCUAUAUGGUCUGCAAUCAUGGACAUUUCUCUAGCACUCAUUCCCUGGAAAAUCAUUUGGAAUCUGCAGAUGCGCCCGGCGGAGAAGAUUGGUGUCUGCAUUGCCAUGAGUCUGGGAGUAUUAGCAGGAGUGACCGCAAUCCUUCGAGCUCGAUAUGUCGAGUUACUGACCAAACUAGAUCUCUCGUACGACGCCACCAACACUGUCAUCUGGUCGUCAGCAGAGUCUGCCAUGGCCAUUGUCGCCACGUCAAUACCUGUACUCCGAGUCUUCUUUAGACAAGCCGUUACCACUGUAAUUAGCUCAUACCAAAACUCGUCGCGAGAAAGGAGGUUCAAGAGCCAGGCUUCAAACCUAUCGGGCAUGAACUCAGCACAUGCGUCCAAACUGGGUUCUAAGAAUACCAAGAUUGAAGCCACAAGCUCAUGCUCAAACAAACGGCGGUCAAACGUGGAUGGCACUACGAACGUUAGCGAAGAGUCAUUAGUUGAUGUGGACGGAAAGCGACAAGAAGCGUAUAUGGAGAUGGACAACCUUGUCGUCGACGAGGUCACAGGACGAGUCACUCUGGCAUCUCCCGCAUCUAUGAAUUCGCUAGAAGAAGGAUUGCCACAUCGACCGCAUACACGUUUAUGA